CUCCAAUCUUGAAUUGAGUUCAGUUUAGCUCAAUUCAGCAAAUCAGACAUUUAUUUGAUCUAGCUUCCCUACAUUAUUCGUAAAGUUUCGUAAGUUAAAAAAAAAAAAGAACAAAUUCUUUGGAUUUUACAUCAAAAUUCGAAAAACUCUUAACAAAACACUUUUCAAUUUUCACUUAACAUAUCAACUCUUCCCUCCCAAAACCCCAACUUACCAGACCACCACUUACGCAAUUCGUCGAAACAAGGCGCAACCAUGUAUGGUGGCGAUGAAGUAUCAGCAAUUGUGAUAGACAUGGGGUCUCACACUUGCAAGGCAGGCUAUGCUGGUGAAGAUGCUCCCAAGGCUGUCUUUCCUUCUGUGGUUGGAGCAGUUGAUCAAAUGGAGGUUGAUGUUCCUGAUAACCCUGAAAAGAACCUGGGUUCAGCUCCUGAUUCAAACAGUACUGUGAAAACCUUUGAAUCUGAGAAAGAAAAGAGUAAACGCAAAUUUUAUGUUGGAUCGCAAUCCUUGGGAUUUCGUCGUGAUAAUAUGGAGGUCUUAUCUCCCUUUAAAGACGGAGUGAUCGCAGACUGGGAUAUUGUUGACAGCAUAUUGGACCACGGUUUCAGGGAAUGUCUACUGAUUGAUCCAAAAGAGCAUCCGAUGUUACUUGCAGAGCCAUCUGCAAAUAAUCAACAGCAAAGAGAAAGGGCAGCAGAGCUGAUGUUUGAAAAGUACAAAGUUCCAGCUUUAUUUUUGGCCAAGAAUGCAGUUCUUACCUCAUUUGCAUCAGGACGAGCAACCUCUCUAGUAGUUGACAGUGGGGGAGGCUCAACCACUGUUGCCCCAGUGCAUGAUGGUUAUGUCCUUCAAAAGGCUGUAUUGACUUCACCAAUUGGAGGAGAAUUUCUCACUGACUGCUUGACAAAAAGCUUGGAGAGCAAAGGCAUCAUUAUCAAGCCUAGGUAUUCUUUUAAAAGAAAGGAGAUACGUCCUGGGGAAUUUCAGACUGUUGAUCUUGAUUUUCCAAAUACAACAGAAAGUUACAGGCUCUACUGUCAGAGGGUUAUUGCCAGUGACAUUAAAGAGUGUGUGUGUCGAGCACCUGAUACACCUUAUGAUGAAACUUCAUACUCAAAUAUUCCUAUGACGCCGUAUGAGCUUCCUGAUGGACAGACAAUUGAAAUUGGAUCAGAUAGGUUCAAGACUCCUGAUGUUUUAUUCAACCCAUCAUUGGUUCAGACUAUUCCUGGCAUGGAGAGUUAUGUAGAGACCGCUGCUUCAGCCCGUGGUUUGCCCCAGAUGGUUAUUGAAAGCAUAAAUAAGUGUGACGUUGACAUCCGAAGAGAACUUUUCAGUAGUAUAUUGCUUGCUGGAGGUACAGCGUCAAUGCAACAACUGAAAGAACGUCUGGAGAAAGAUCUUUUAGAGGAGUCUCCUCAAGCUGCCAGAGUAAAGGUUUUGGCUAGUGGAAAUGCUACUGAAAGAAGGUUUAGUGUUUGGAUAGGAGGAAGUAUACUGGCAUCUCUUGGUUCUUUCCAGCAAAUGUGGUUCUCCAAGGCUGAAUAUGAAGAGCACGGAGCUUCUUAUAUUCAGAGAAAAUGUCCUUGAGAAGGCAGCCACUUGGCUGUAUUGCAUCUGAAAUGGCAAGAUAAAUUUAUUGUCCUUAUAGUUCAUGAAAUGGAUGUGCUAGUUCACUUAUUCUUGAUAACAUUUAGUGAUUUAGAUCAUGUGUAACAUUGCGGGAAUUUAUACACAACUGUAGUUAGACUGUUGCUGUAAGCCUGUAACAUUAGUUAUACUUCGUAUAUUCAUUAGAAAUGGCUGCGCAGUCUAAAAUCUUGUUCUGCAACGUCUAUUGACUUUUAUUAUCAGAAGUCUGUCCAAUGCUCGUGACUGACAUGGCUUGAUUUUGCUUAAUGUUGAUACUUGAUAGGAGUCUACCUUGGCAUUGAAGAUAAUAUUAUAUCCGGACUGCCGCCUGCAAGAUUUUCCAUCAUUUGAGAAAAAGUACAGGCAGGAGGGAUGAAUUAUCUAUUGUACUAGACAUGCAACCCCGAUGAGAAAAUGUAAAUUUCAUCUUUACCUAAAAUUGAUUAAUAUGGAUCAGGAAUGUUGUAUGGUGUAUUUAGUUGUCAUAUUUGAUGGUUGCAAGAACGAAUUUACCUCUA
This is a messenger RNA of Chenopodium quinoa (quinoa), 2153 nucleotides long. Its product is annotated as actin-related protein 4-like. Gene Ontology annotation, cellular component: NuA4 histone acetyltransferase complex; SWI/SNF complex. Bases 256 to 1593 code for a protein of 445 amino acids. The transcript has 20 exons. NCBI's taxonomy places the organism in Eukaryota, Viridiplantae, Streptophyta, Magnoliopsida, Caryophyllales, Amaranthaceae. The record is from RefSeq and is a predicted model, not a curated record. Gene Ontology annotation, molecular function: chromatin binding. Gene Ontology annotation, biological process: regulation of transcription by RNA polymerase II.